Trichoderma atroviride IMI 206040 is the source of this 1563-nucleotide messenger RNA. RefSeq lists its product as uncharacterized. Lineage: Eukaryota; Fungi; Ascomycota; Sordariomycetes; Hypocreales; Hypocreaceae. The record is from RefSeq and is a predicted model, not a curated record. Gene Ontology annotation, cellular component: membrane. Gene Ontology annotation, molecular function: transmembrane transporter activity. Gene Ontology annotation, biological process: transmembrane transport.
AUGGGUUCACCAUCAGAUGAUGGCAAGACUGUGCCAGUCCGAGAUCCAGUCGAGACAAAUAGCGUUUCUGUUAGCAGCGAUGAAGACGUCAUUCCCAAGGGCGCCCUCGACCCUGUGUACGAGGCAAAGGCCAAAGUGUUGAACCACGCUAUUCAAGAAAUCGGUAUGGGAUGGUACCAAUGGCAGCUCUUCAUUGUCGUCGGCUUUGGCUGGGCCAGCGACAAUCUAUGGCCCAUUGUAACCUCUCUCAUCUUCACGCCCAUUGCCAACGAAUUCUCCCCCAGCCGCCCACCGCUCUUGACUCUCGCACAAAACAUUGGCCUGUUGGGUGGUGCCGUCUUUUGGGGCUUCGGAUGUGAUAUCUUUGGCCGCAAAAUCGCCUUCAACCUUACCCUUGGCUUGACGGCUCUCUGGGGCAUGAUCGCUGCCGGCGCACCCAACUUUGCGGCGAUUGGCAUCUUUGACUGCUUUUGGUCUUUUGGUGUUGGCGGAAAUCUGCCCGUCGACUCGGCCAUUUUCCUCGAAUUCCUCCCUCCGACUCACCAAUACUUGCUAACCAUCCUCUCCAUCGAUUGGGCUAUCGCUCAGGUGAUUGCGACCUUGAUCGCAUGGCCUCUUCUGGGUAACCUCACCUGUUCUCAGGAAGAGAAGCCUUGUCUCAAGCACAACAACAUGGGUUGGCGAUACUUUCUGAUUACCAUGGGCGGAUUGACGCUUCUCAUGUUCUUGGCUCGAUUCCUGCUCUUCUCCUUGUACGAGUCGCCCAAGUAUCUUAUGGGCAAGGGUCGCGAUGAAGACGCUGUUCGGGUGAUUCAUGAAGUUGCCAGGCGCAAUGGCAAGACCAGCUCCCUGACAAUUGAAGAUCUCAAGGCCUGUGAGCCCGAAGGUUAUGUUGCUCAGGUCGACGUCUCGGCUGUUGUUAAGCGGCAUUUGAUUGAACAGAUUGACACCAAACAUGUCAAGGCCUUGUUCUCGACCUUCAAACUUGGCCUGUCCACGACUCUAAUUGCAGCCAUUUGGGCCCUGAUUGGACUGGGAUUCCCUCUUUACAACGCGUUUCUGCCUUUUAUCCAGAGUGAAAAGGGCGUCGACUUUGGCGACGGAAGCACAUAUCUCACCUACCGCAACAGCUUGAUCAUUGCUGUUCUAGGCGUUCCAGGAGCUUUGGUUGGCGGCUUGCUCGUUGAAUUGCCUCGAAUCGGCCGCAAGGGCACGCUCUCUCUCUCUACUGUUCUGACUGGUGUUUUCUUGUACUGCUCGACAACCGCCAAGAGCAGCGCGUCACUUCUUGGUUGGAACUGCGCCUACAACUUCUGCAGCAACGUCAUGUAUGCUGUACUUUACGGCUACACUCCUGAGAUCUUCCCGACUCCUCAGCGCGGUACAGGCAACGCCAUUGCUGCUACUGCCAACCGAAUUUUUGGUAUCAUGGCUCCAAUUAUUGCCAUGUUUGCCAACCUUCAAACAUCCGCCCCAGUUUAUACGAGUGGCGCCCUAUUCAUCGCUGCCGGCAUUCUCACUCUUUUCUUGCCAUUUGAGUCUAGAGGAAAAGCUGCUCUGUAA